AACCAACCGCUGGAAUUGAUCUCAAUACAAGAAAUCAUGAAGAUUAUCUGUCCGCUUCUAAACAACCUGAUCUUUGAGUGUUCGACUAGACUUUUCCUGUGCUUGUUGUGGAUGGGAUAUUCUCAAGGAAUGCCGCACGUUUUAAGAUUUGGGGGUAUUUUUGAGUCAGUGGAACAAGCUCCGUCUGGAGCAGAGGAACUAGCCUUUAAGUUUGCAUUAAAUACAAUCAACAGAAAUAGAACGCUGCUGCCAAACACAACAUUAACGUAUGAUAUCCAAAGGAUAAAUAUUUACGACAGUUUUGAAGCAUCCAGAAAAGCCUGUGAUCAACUGUCCCUUGGGGUGGCAGCCAUCUUUGGGCCUUCUCAUAGUUCUUCAGCUAACGCAGUGCAAUCCAUUUGCAAUGCUCUCGGGGUUCCCCACAUACAGACCCGGUGGAAGCAUCAAGUGUCAGACAACAGGGAUUCUUUCUACGUCAACCUGUACCCAGACUUCUCAUCCCUCAGUCAAGCCAUUCUGGAUCUGGUACAUUUCUUCAAAUGGAAAACCGUCACCGUGGUGUAUGAUGACAGCACAGGUCUGAUUCGGUUACAAGAGCUUAUUAAAGCCCCAUCUCGGUACAGCAUCCGCUUAAAAAUUCGGCAGCUUCCAGCAGACACAAAGGAUUCCAAACCUUUGCUGAAAGAAAUGAAAAGGAACAAGGAGUUCCACAUAAUAUUUGACUGUGGUCAUGAGAUGGCAGCAGGCAUCUUGAAGCAGGCUUUGUCGAUGGGAAUGAUGACUGAAUAUUAUCAUUACAUUUUCACCACCCUGGACAUCUUUGCCCUGGACUUGGAGCCUUAUCGCUACAGUGGAGUGAACAUGACAGGGUUCCAGAUUCUCAACACUGAGAACAGCCAAGUUGCCUCCAUAAUUGAGAAGUGGUCAAUGGAAAGAUUACAAGCACCUCCAAAACCAGGCUCGGGUUUACUGGAUGGAUUUAUGACGACAAAUGCUGCCUUAGUUUAUGAUGCAGUUCACGUGGUAUCGGUGGCUGUCCAGCAGUCCCCACAGAUGACCGUCAGCUCCUUGCAGUGUAACAGGCACAAACCCUGGCGCUUUGGAAGCCGUUUCAUGAAGUUCAUUAAAGAGGCUCACUGGGAAGGACUAACAGGCCGAAUUAUAUUCAAUAGUUCCAAUGGCUUGAGAACAGAUUUUGAUUUGGAUGUGAUUAGCCUCAAGGAAGAAGGGCUUGAAAAGGUUGGGACCUGGGAAACGAGCAGUGGAUUGAACAUGACUGAGAAUCGCAAAGGAAAGACAGCGAACAUCACUGAUUCAUUAUCUAACCGAUCGUUAGUUGUUACAACGAUUCUGGAAGAGCCUUAUGUGAUGUUUAAAAAGUCCGAUAAACCUCUUUAUGGAAAUAGUCGAUUCGAGGGAUUUUGCAUUGACCUCCUGAAAGAGUUGUCCAAUAUCCUCGGAUUUACCUAUGAGGUCAGACUUGUGGAUGAUGGGAGAUACGGCGUUCAGGAUGAAAAAGGGCAGUGGAAUGGAAUGGUCAGGGAACUGAUGGAUCAUAAAGCUGAUCUUGCAGUUGCACCCCUGACUAUCACCUACGUCCGAGAGAAGGUCAUUGACUUCUCAAAGCCAUUCAUGACUCUGGGAAUAAGUAUUUUGUACCGAAAGCCCAACGGUACAAACCCUGGCGUUUUCUCCUUCCUGAAUCCUCUCUCCCCUGAUAUCUGGAUGUAUAUUCUGCUGGCUUACUUGGGUGUCAGUUGUGUGCUGUUUGUCAUAGCCAGGUUUAGCCCCUAUGAGUGGUAUAAUCCCCACCCUUGCAAUCCCGACUCAGAUGUGGUGGAAAACAAUUUUACCUUGCUAAAUAGUUUCUGGUUUGGAGUUGGAGCUCUCAUGCAGCAAGGUUCCGAGCUAAUGCCCAAGGCACUUUCAACCAGGAUUGUGGGUGGCAUUUGGUGGUUCUUCACACUGAUCAUCAUUUCGUCGUACACCGCUAACCUGGCUGCUUUUCUGACAGUGGAGCGCAUGGAAUCUCCCAUUGACUCAGCAGAUGACCUGGCUAAACAAACCAAGAUAGAGUAUGGUGCAGUUGAAGAUGGAGCAACUGUAACUUUCUUUAAGAAAUCCAAAAUAUCAACCUACGAAAAGAUGUGGGCCUUCAUGAGUAGCAGACAACAGACUGCGCUUGUCAAAAAUAAUGAAGAAGGAAUCCAGCGUGUCUUAACCACAGAUUAUGCCUUGCUAAUGGAGUCAACGACCAUUGAGUUUGUCACGCAGAGAAACUGCAACUUGACACAGAUUGGAGGCCUCAUAGAUUCCAAAGCUUAUGGAGUUGGCACUCCCAUGGGUUCUCCAUACAGGGAAAAGAUCACUAUUGCAAUUCUCCAACUGCAGGAGGAGGGGAAACUGCACAUGAUGAAAGAGAAAUGGUGGAGGGGUAAUGGCUGCCCUGAGGAAGAGAGCAAAGAAGCCAGUGCUUUAGGAGUCCAGAACAUUGGUGGCAUCUUUAUCGUGCUGGCUGCAGGCCUGGUACUGUCCAUCUUUGUGGCAGUGGGUGAAUUUCUGUACAAGUCGAAAAAAAAUGCACAGCUUGAGAAGAGGUCCUUCUGUAGUGCCAUGGUUGAGGAGCUCAGGUUGUCUCUCAAGUGUCAACGGCGUCUGAAACACAGGCCUCAGGCACCAGUCAUAGUGAAAACUGAAGAAGUUAUCAACAUGCAUACGUUCAACGACAGGAGAUUGCCUGGCAAAGAAACAAUGGCAUAAAGUGUAGAAAAUCCACACCGAGCACAAACAGUAAUCUUUGUUCCCAAUGACCUGCAAGAGUGUUUCCAGUGGAAAUAUGCAAAACCGUGCCGAACAAGCGAGUUACCUCAUGAUGCUGUGUCGAAAAAAAAACCUACCUUAUGAAAACAGGGUGGUCAAAGUCAGAUCCCGAAACAUUGUCAAGGACCAAAACUUGCAAAUAAAGUAAUUAAAUGCAGUAAAGACUUUUCCCCUUCAUCCCUCUUAUCCUCCCUCCCUCUUAUUUUCCCAUAUCGGAAAUGAAUGGUGAUAAUAAAGGAUACGAAACACUGGACAACAAAGGGAAA
Molecule: messenger RNA, 3086 nt
Organism: Hemiscyllium ocellatum (epaulette shark)
Lineage: Eukaryota; Metazoa; Chordata; Chondrichthyes; Orectolobiformes; Hemiscylliidae
Product: glutamate receptor ionotropic, kainate 2-like
Exons: 16
Coding region: 37-2760 (907 amino acids)
Biological process (GO): monoatomic ion transport; modulation of chemical synaptic transmission; synaptic transmission, glutamatergic
Cellular component (GO): presynaptic membrane; kainate selective glutamate receptor complex; postsynaptic membrane
Molecular function (GO): kainate selective glutamate receptor activity; transmitter-gated monoatomic ion channel activity involved in regulation of postsynaptic membrane potential
Source: RefSeq, a predicted model, not a curated record